Molecule: messenger RNA, 1103 nt
Organism: Racocetra persica
Lineage: Eukaryota; Fungi; Glomeromycota; Glomeromycetes; Diversisporales; Gigasporaceae
Source: the annotation of a GenBank genome assembly
CAUUUUAUGAAUCUGAUCCAGUUGAUUAUGGUGAAGACAGUGAAGUAGAUCUAAUUAAUGUCCCAAAAUCCCCUGUAAAUCACCCCGAAUUAAUUGAACUUUUUGGGAAUUCUGCUGAAGAAAUAAAUGAGGAAUAUUUGGAAAAUGAAAUUAGGGAAAAAUCAAAGUUUAUAGAAUGGGACGAGCUAAGUAAUAUUUCAAAACUUAGCGAAGGUUGCUUUGGACUCAUAUUCAAAGCAGUUUGGAUAAAGACGCAUAAUAAUGUCGUUUGUAAAGCAUUGAUAAAUUUACAGGACAUAAACGGUAGAUACUAUACAGCGUUUAUUCAUGAAUUAACAAUACAUAGUAGAGCAGAUCGUUGUGAAAAUAUUGUUCGAUUUUUGGGAGUCAGCAAAGAUAUUACCAAUAGUCGAUAUUUCCUUAUAAUGGAAUAUGCAAAUGGUGGAAAUUUACGGGAAUUUAUUAAAACAAAUAAUCACUUAUUGAAUUGGGAUAAAAGAUUGGAAUUAGCCCGUCAGAUCACAAAAGGGUUAGGUUAUUUGCAUAGUGAAAAAAUUAUUCACAGAGACCUGCAUGAUAAAAACAUUGUCAUCCAUGAUGGCAAAGCAAAAAUAACUGAUUUUGGAAAUGCUAUAAGUAUUAAUACACAAACAAAUAUACAUGACAGUCUUUUUGGAAUGAUUCCAUUUGUAGCUCUUGAAUUACUUAAACAUGCCAAAUCUGAUAAUAUACCAUAUUGCAAAAAAACAGAUAUCUAUAGUUUUGGCGUGAUAUUUUGGGAAUUAUCUAGUGGUCGUCCACCGUUUGAAGAUCAACUAAAGAUUUCUAUAGCUAUCAAACUCGUUCAAGGCUUUAGAGAAGAUGACAAGUACGGAACUCCUGAAUAUAGGAAUCUUUAUAUUAAAUGCUGGAACGCUGAUCCAUAUAAACGUCCAGAUAUUGAAGAGGUGCACAAAUUGUUAGAAGAAAUCGUAAACUCUAAAAUAUUGCCAAAGAUUGACCCCCGUACUAUUAAUCCCGAUGAUUCAAACCUCGAAAACCUAUAUCUGUCAAUGACAGAGGCGAUUGAAUUACCAGAAUUAAGUCUUUCAAAUAAGGAUUAG